UACGCGUGGUGACGUAAGUAGAAAACGAGGUUGGUAGAAAGAAAACGAAUCAAUCACGAACAAAGGAACAACGAUUAUUGUUGAACUACAUGUUUGUGGUCGUUAUUACUUAUUAGUUGCAUUUUAUGAUAGUAAAUUGUAAGAAAACAAAAUUAUUGCUGCAAAUCCUGCAAUGUUGACUUCUGUACAACGUGCCGUAAUCGAAGCUAAUCCUAUAAAUUACCCUUUUGGCAAUACCCGAAGUCGAAAUGUGUUGCAAGACUUCAAUUGUGGAGUAGGUGGUUUUAACCCAUGCCGUUCAUCCUUGAAGGUUCUUUUUCUGGGUAGUGGUGACCUGAGAAACGCUCUUCAGGUGGCAAGAAAUGAAAGUUUUGAUGGCAUUCAAAUCCAUCUAAAUGAUUAUAAUCCAUCAGUGGUAGCUCGCAACAUCACUAUUUUGAAAAUAAUAUCAGCCCCUGAUUUCAAUCCUGAAGACGGUGAAGACUUUGCUUUCCUUUGGGAUGUUUGGUAUAAUCUUGAAUGGCCAGAAGUCACCCGUAAGAGAUUUCAAGGAGUGUUGAAGGACCUGCUGAAUGAUUCGUUCCCUGAAAAUGUCUCAGUCCCCAAAACUAAACAUUCUGAAAUGUUGAAACAAGUGUGGAGUUCUUGGCUUUCUGUUUUGUCACAAACUGAAUCUGAAGCUAGAGUUUUAAUGAAAAAAGUAGGCACUGAAAGGAAGAUAUCUAUUUGUAAAUACUGGCUGCUUUGGCAUCAAAAAGAAAUGGAAAACACGAAAAACUGCGGUUUCUUUUCUACGUUCAUUGAUGCGUUGGCAUCUAGAUUGAAAACAAGAAUUGGGCCUGAAGGUUUGAACGAUUCGGCAAUGCAGAAUAUCCGUGAAGAAGCUCAGCGCUAUUUUGAAGAAACAAUUGAGAAGUCCUUAAACGGAAUCCAAGACGAAGAUUCCUUUUCGAUGGCCAUUGCUGAACUAGCUUGUAACUUUGAAAGAAGUAUUGGGCUUGAAAAGUUGGACGAUUCGGCGAUUCAAGAUAUCCGUGAAGAAGCUAAGCGCUAUUUUGAAAACGGUAGCUGUCGACUUGAAAACGAUAUCGAGGUCGUGUGUCUCAAUCCAACCAUUCUUGAACACGCAACACUCCGCUGGACACUCUAUUAUUCCCUGUGCCCAUUUGACGGAUACAUGCCGCUCCUGAAAGAAGAACUGGACAUUUCAAUCAAGAGCAAGAUGAUGAUACGUUCCUGCCAGAAAAUACUCAAGAACCUUUUGUCUUGCUAUCGAAAACGCCUCAUCGACGGGAAAACCUUUGAAUUGUUCUUCUAUUUGGAGGAUGCCAUAGAAUUCUGCUAUUCUGAAAUUGUCAACAAGUUCGACGUCAUUGACUGCUCCAACAUGGCAGAUCAUGUUGGGUUAGCGAAUUUGAUCCUGGCUUGCAGCGGGAAGUUGUCCCAUCACCCAUCAGCAAUGUUGUUCACCGAAACUUUAAAAUGGUUUGAUUUUAAAUCUGUCAAGAUGUACGUCGAGAAAACCCUUUGUUGCCCGUUGAGCAUGAUCCCAACUCUAUAUGGAUUGCGUCUCAAAAGCCACAUCGAACUAGGAUUGCCUGAAUUUGCUAACCUGCGGCGUCGAACGCCGCCCCCUGUUAACCUUUGCUGGAAAAGAGCACCUCCUUUUCGUAACGUUGUCAUGUCAACCUCUCCUGCACUGAGCGAGUUCCUGAAUCAGCUAGCGAACGUUUGCUUUGAUGCAAAGUUUCCUUAUGGAAUCACAGGUGUCCCUCCUGAAUACCGAUGUGGCAUGUUGCUGUAUACCCCGCAAACGUUCAGCUACGUAGUGAACUCGAUGAUUCAACGGCUUGAAGGAGACCAUUGGCUGAAGAAGGAUGUCAGGCCGGCGGAGAUGCAUCCCAAUUUUCAACUAGCUAGACGAACACUUGAUGCUUGGAAAGAUGGCCAAAAGAUUCUCAAGUUAUCCGCAAACAUUCCUACUGCGUCCUGUGACAAGAUGGCUUCUCAAUUAGGAGCUCCAUACAUUCGAUUGAUACUCCUGCCGAAAGCAAAGCAAGGGAACUCCGACUUUUCUGGACCAGAUGUCCAUUUCAUCGACAACUUUCAAGUGAAACUGGAAAAGUGUUCAACCGGAUUCCAAGGCGUUUCAAUUUCCUUUCUCCUAAUUUCUAAUCACGGGCUCGAGAAAACUCAUCGUGCUAUCCUCGUGGAAAUACGGGAUGGAUCAGAAUAUGUCGUCUUUGAGUCGUUUGAAUCCGUUCAAGUCGAGGACUGGAGUAUACCUUAUCCGUUUAUUCCUUCGAAAAUCCAACUGGAAGAUCCCGCUCCUGAAGAAUUUCACAUGAAAGUCGACAGUUGCGUCGAGUCCGAAGAUCAGUUCCAUCUGAAAGUAAAUAUCAGUUCAUCCGAAAAUGCCGCAGAUUUAAAGGUAACAACGAAUCAUCAGGCGCCUUGUGAAUCCUGCCACGAAAUUACUGUGGAACUGAUCCAGUUUGAAAAUUUCAAGCCGUUGUCGCUGUCAUUUCCGUAUCCGAUCCUUGCCGAUGACAUCCGCAUUACCCUUGAUCGCAGCUGCCCCCAUGUUGAUUUAGUGCUAAAGAAAGCAUUAUGGGAACCAUGGCCGUGUGAGUACAGACGUGCUGACGAUUUGCACAACGUCUUGGAUCCAGAUCAACUGAAAUCUUGGAAAGAAGAAGAAUCACUCCAACCGUCCUUGGAAUACCACAUUAGAAGCCAAUUCAACAUUAAUCAUCUGAAGAAUACUUCACUAAUGGGAAAAUACCCUUUGAAUGUUGUUCGUUGCGUUAUGCAAUUUCUGUUUUUGGAUUCCUCUCGUCCUCGUUAUGUCGCCAUCAAACGGAUGAAUGCACCAGCACCCGACUGGUUGUUUCUAGUCCAUCAAAAACUUGCUGCAGGCGGCAAUUGGAGCCAGAAAAAGACAGCAGAGAGUUUGAAGCGAGUUUUCCCUGGCGACGCGGAAGCAUUCAACAUUCCAAUCCAAACGACUGAACAUUCGCAGCUUUUCAGAUUCGUCUUGCGGCUCAACAGUUCCAAUAUCACACCCAGCAAAAAUGGCAUGAAAAAUAACCUUACACUGGGAGAAGACAGUCCGUGGAUAGCUACAUUCGUCUAA
Molecule: messenger RNA, 3136 nt
Organism: Daphnia pulex (common water flea)
Lineage: Eukaryota; Metazoa; Arthropoda; Branchiopoda; Diplostraca; Daphniidae
Exons: 5
Coding region: 173-3136 (987 amino acids)
Biological process (GO): regulation of transcription by RNA polymerase II
Cellular component (GO): nucleus
Molecular function (GO): DNA-binding transcription factor activity, RNA polymerase II-specific
Source: RefSeq, a predicted model, not a curated record